CGGCGCAGACGUGGUUGACUAGCUGUACAAAACUUCUAAUAGAUGGCAGCACGUUGAUCGAGUGAAACUUUUAAAAGGAGUUUUUGCCCUAGGGAAUAAUUUACCGAUAUGGAGGACAUGGACUUGGACUUCGACAUAGGACAAGAUCCCGUACAACAGUUUUUGUUACACAAAUUAAACGAGAUUAAAUUAAACAAUGAAGAGUUAGAACGACAGAUAAACAGACGAAAGGACCUGAUAACCGCAUGCUUAGAAAAAGUGAGCUCGGACACGACUCAACACUUCUUGAAAGUUGCGGACGUCUGGCAGAAGACGUGGAACGGAAAAUGGAUUAUCGGGAUCGAAGUGGCAAGCUCUGGUACUAUUGGGACAGCGAAGAACGUUUGUGCGACAUUACAAUGGGAUCUGCCUGCGUCUCUCACUUACAAGACCAACAUAUUUUGCCGUUACACACAGCAUCAACGAGAUUCUCAACUAUCUCAUUCUCUUAAAACUAUUGUCACUAGUUUGGAGCAAAGGAAAACUGAUACUAAAGGCCACAUAGAAAACGAAUGGAUCAAAACGGCGGAAAUUACCAAAUUUGCUAUUAUCGUUAUAUCCUUUGCCAUUCCCGAUUUGGUGGAUCAAUCGAAAUUUAAAAUCGGUGGCGUUGUAUCUUACGAAUAUAACUCGAAGUGCUUUCAAUUAGCUCUCUCCCCCAUCGAUAUUUCAGUUAGCGAUCUUACAGAUAGCAAAUAUGGAAUAAAAAAAUUGGACAUACUUACUGGAGACGUCCGAGCGUAUCUGACAAUCAUGUCUUCCAGUAGAGAAACCUCUCUGGCUGUAAAGUGCACUCAAAGUAAUACCAAUAUCGAAAAUUUGCUAGAAUUCGAGUGUCGUUUUAAAAGGGCUAAGGUCUUAUCAAAGUCAAUACGCGUCUUUCUGGUCGACGAUGUUUGUGAUGCGCUUAACGGCGCUUUAAUUACGCUCGAGAAGGGGAGAGAUUUGUUGCAUAAUCUUGUAAUCUACAGCAGGGACGUUAAUAGUUGCGAUCUUACGCUGCAUUACAUUUAUGCGCACAUACCCGAUCUUUUGCUCCUUCCUAAAAGUAAGGAACGUGUUUUAUUAGAAGAAAACUCUCGAACAUCGCAAUCGGAAAUUGUGCAGCAACAACUCAGGAAGUUUGGUACGGCGAUGGAAGCACAGCUGCUGUUAAUCCAACAAUUUUGCGAUGACCAAACGGAAAAAGUGCCUUUAGCUAUGCUUACAGAGGGGGAUGUUAUUGAUUUCAAUAUAAACCUUACAAAUUAUCAAGCGUUUAGAGAUCAACUUUCAGUCUUGGAGCAGGAAGCUGAUUUACUAUACAAUUCAUUUAGUAAACCAACGCCAUUAAUUGACAAAGAAGAUUCAGCGUAAUUAAUAGUGUAGUUCUUCUUGACUAAUAAAAGUAAUUAUUUUUAUCUUA
This is a messenger RNA of Photinus pyralis (common eastern firefly), 1444 nucleotides long. RefSeq lists its product as uncharacterized. Lineage: Eukaryota; Metazoa; Arthropoda; Insecta; Coleoptera; Lampyridae. The record is from RefSeq and is a predicted model, not a curated record. The transcript is spliced from 4 exons. Bases 109 to 1395 code for a protein of 428 amino acids.